AUGGGUUCCAUGACGAAGCCUAUAGCGGGGCUCGAAAAGGAUAAAGAUGAGGUUAGUUGCAUCAGUCAAGAUAGUCAGGAGGAUUUGGUGUCAAUGGUUAAGAGGAAGGUGGAAUCGCUAAGACUAGUAAUGUCUUAUGCUUACUCCUCAUAUCAGUCAUCUCUAGAUCUUGCGAUCACUACUGCAGUACUCGAAAUUAGCAAUAGCAGCACAAAAUCCUUCCACACAGCAAACUCUUGCGGGUCCCAGCCGGAGCUCCUUCAGGCCGAGUCCAAUCAGAAGGCCAACCCCAAGGAACCUUCAGGUUUGCCCAAGGAUGCUAAAUCGAUCAACGGAAAUCCCACUCCGAAGGCCUUCACGUAUCCCAUUGAAGUCCCAGAGAUGACAACUUCCUCCUCUGAGGCAGAAGACUUCGUUCACGUCAACAUGCCAGAUCAAGGAGAGCGAGCUAAGCUUAAUGAUGCGUACAAGAAGAGUUGGGAGUUCUGGCGCCGAUAG
Molecule: messenger RNA, 498 nt
Organism: Lindgomyces ingoldianus
Lineage: Eukaryota; Fungi; Ascomycota; Dothideomycetes; Pleosporales; Lindgomycetaceae
Exons: 2
Coding region: 1-498 (165 amino acids)
Source: RefSeq, a predicted model, not a curated record